AUGGCUUCUGUGAAUGUAGAGGGUCCAGUUGUGAAGUCUGUCCAAGAACUCUCCAUAAAUGGAGUUGAACCGCCACACUAUUACAUCAGGCGAGAAGAUGACCGGCCUGUCAAAGCUUCUGCUCCUACCUCUCCAAUUCCGGUCAUUGAUCUUGUGCUUCUCUUCUCAGACUCUAAAGAGAAAGAGAUGGAGAAACUCAGACAUGGGUUUUGGUAUUUGCAGACAGUGGGCCAUGGGAUCCCAAGCUCUUUGCUUGAUGAGGUGGGCAAGAUAGCAAAAGAAUUCUAUAAUCUUCCACCCGAGGAGAAAAGAAGAUACUCCACCGCAGUAGCAAAUGAGGAUGGUGAGGAAGGGUAUGGGAAUGAUGAUCAAAUUCCUGCAGAAAACCAGAUUAUAGAUUGGUCUGAUCGUCUCUAUCUCUUAGUACUGCCGGAGGAUCAAAGGAAUACUACUCACUGGCCAGACAAUCCCACCACUUUCAGAACGAUAAAUGAUUAA
Molecule: messenger RNA, 498 nt
Organism: Magnolia sinica
Lineage: Eukaryota; Viridiplantae; Streptophyta; Magnoliopsida; Magnoliales; Magnoliaceae
Product: flavonol synthase/flavanone 3-hydroxylase-like
Exons: 3
Coding region: 1-498 (165 amino acids)
Source: RefSeq, a predicted model, not a curated record